Molecule: messenger RNA, 2234 nt
Organism: Pyrus x bretschneideri (Chinese white pear)
Lineage: Eukaryota; Viridiplantae; Streptophyta; Magnoliopsida; Rosales; Rosaceae
Product: aspartic proteinase 36
Exons: 10
Coding region: 138-1625 (495 amino acids)
Biological process (GO): proteolysis
Molecular function (GO): aspartic-type endopeptidase activity
Source: RefSeq, a predicted model, not a curated record
AUAAACUGGUUCCAAAUUUUGCAACUUCCCGUUUUAAGCAGCAAACAGCAAACUAAGCAAGUAGCACCACCACCACCUCCAUCUUUGCCACUGAAUUUCCCUCUCAGCCAACUCAAAAAACGCACCGCUUCGCCGAAAUGCGGGUCUCCAAAGUUCCGAUCUUGGCCUCCUUCGCAGCGCUGCUCUCUCUCUCCGUCGUCUACUGCGGCUUCCCGGCCACCUUUCUUUCUCUAGAACGUGCCUUUCCGCCGAGCCACCGAGUCGAACUCGACCAGCUCCUAGCCCGCGACCGAGUCAGGCACGCCCGGCUCUUGCAGAACGUGGCGGGCGGCGUUGUCGACUUCUCAGUCGAAGGCACCUCCGAUCCCUACCUCGUCGGGCUUUAUUUUACCAAAGUGAAAUUGGGCUCUCCGCCGAAAGAAUUCAAUGUGCAGAUUGAUACCGGAAGUGACAUCUUGUGGAUUACCUGCAAUUCCUGCAGUGAUUGCCCCCAAUCUAGCGGACUCGGUAUUCCGCUCAAUUUCUACGAUUCUCUGAGCUCUUCAACUGCGGGGCUGAUCCCCUGUACAGACCCAAUGUGCACUUCCUCAGUUCAAACUUCGUCAACUGAAUGUUCUCCGCAGAGUAAUCAGUGCAGUUAUACUUUCCAAUACGGUGAUGGAAGUGGGACAACUGGUUAUUAUGUAUCGGAUGCACUAUACUUUGACAUGAUUCUGGGACAGUCUUAUAUCACUAACUCUUCAGCAUUUGUUGUUUUCGGGUGUAGUACGUAUCAGUCUGGGGAUUUGACUAAGACAGAUAAAGCAGUGGAUGGGAUAUUUGGGUUCGGUCAAGGGUCUCUCUCUGUUAUAUCACAAUUGUCAUCUCGAGGGAUGACUCCAAGAGUGUUUUCCCAUUGCUUGAAGGGAGAUGGAAACGGAGGGGGUAUACUUGUUCUUGGCGAGAUUUUGGAGCCAAGCAUUGUAUAUAGUCCCCUUGUCCCGUCACAGCCACAUUACAAUUUAAAUCUGCAGAGCAUCACUGUCAAUGGGCAAACCUUGCCAAUUGAUCCAGCAGCCUUCACCACAUCAAAUGGCCGAGGAACUAUUGUUGACUCGGGUACAACGUUGUCAUAUCUUGUGGAAGAAGCGUAUGAUCCUUUUAUUAAUGCUAUAACUUCGGCUGCUUCACGAACUGCAACUCCCACCAUUUCGAAAGGAAACCAGUGUUAUCUAGUUUCCACCAGUUUGGCUGAUGUAUUUCCUUCGGUUAGUCUAAACUUUGCCGGAGGUGCAUCGAUGGUGUUGAAACCAGAGGAGUACCUUAUGCAUACAGGUUUCAUUGAAAGUGCUGCUUUGUGGUGCAUUGGCUUUCAGAAGGUUCAGGGAGGGGUGACUAUUUUAGGAGAUCUUGUUUUAAAGGACAAGAUAUUUGUGUAUGACUUGGCUCGCCAACGGAUUGGGUGGGCUAACUACGAUUGCUCAAUGUCAGUAAACGUCUCUGUAACUUCUGGCAAAGACGAAUAUAUUAAUGCAGGACAGCUGGGUAAAAGCAGCUCAUCGGGAGACAUGCUCUUCAAGCAUCUAACGUCAGGAACUCUGAUUUUCCUAAUGCACAUACUGUGGAGCUCCCUCGCUCGAAUAUAAACAUCAGAUUGUAAGUUCCAUUCUCUGUUGAAAGCGUCGUGGGUUGGCUGAUCUUUUAUUUAUAGUGAUCAGUGGGGCCUUCUGCUGUUGUUUGUUGUAUUGCCAAGCACCCGGUUCCCAGUGUGUAUUGGUCUGCUCUACUUCUGAUUCGCGUGAAUGGGGGCGUCGUAAAGAUUUCUCCAUCUACAGCAUUGCAGAACGGUAACCUAUCUCUCCACAAGUUAAUGAAGGUAGUAUCCAAGUGGAAGCGGAGCAAAUUUAUUGUAGCUAUUUCUUGAUUUAGCCUAGGCAUAUAGAAAUUCUGUUCGUCAGUCCGUGUCGAUAUCAUGUUGACUUGAUGAUUCCAAGCCUUGUACAAAACUGAAACUUCUAACGGUUUCUUGACGUUGACACGCUUUUCGUCCUCGAAAGAAAUUUAGAAACAAGUCCAUUGUUGUAGUGUGGAAAUGUUGCAGAGAAUUCAGAAGUGUUGUAGUUUUGAUGAUUCCGUUUGAAAAUUGAAACCCAUUCCAUUAAAAUAUGUAAUGGAAUUAAUUUGGUUGAAAUUGUACUUCUAGGGUACAUAUGAAGCCCCCACCAAUUAUUUAAUAUGUACUUGUUUUUUAUGAA